CAUGGUGAGAUUAGGAUGAAAUCGUACAGCUAAGAUUUCGAGUUUUAUGGUAAUACGGUGGUACACAAGUUAUUGCCGACACGAAACCAUGGGCAUGCCUUGGGAACACACAUAAAAACAAAGAAGAAAAGGAUGUUCUCUGUUAUUUUUUCAAGUUAAUAAUCGCUUCCAAGUUCAGAGGUUUGCUUCCAACUUCAACUCUCCUCCACCGCCUAACUCCUCUUCUUCGUCCUCUACCUCCUAUAUUUUCUUCUUCGUCCUCUUGCUAUUAAUCGAUUUGAAUCCACUGCAAUCGGAAACAGAGCAAUCGAAGGAGAGGACGGAGAGAGUAGACUCAACUUGAGGUUUCGAGUAUUAUCAGUUGUUUUGUAGGGUCAAUAUUGCCCUUAUAAGAUGCGUCGUGAGAGUUUUGGAUACGGGGGUAUUUGUGUAAUUUCAUUGAUUGUAUACGUGUACUUGAGGUUCUGGAAUCUGAAACUCUUUCUUCCAAAAAUUUAUUGACAACUCAGAAAAAAUUACCGAAUGUAUUUCAUGGACAAUAGUACCCUUGGCAAAGUUAUAAAUGCCAUUGGUCCACGGCAUAAAAAGUACAUUGAAGUUUGUUUCUUGGGCAAGCAGUCAGAGGGUAAAUUUGAGAAUUUGUUAUUAUUAUGAAUGUGAUAGAUAUAUGUAUUUUUUAAUCUAAAUCACAACGCAUUAUUCGAUCUCUCCAGCGACUCAUCGGAUUUCUUUCAACGGAAACUAGAAAAUUUCAAAACCCUAACCCUCGUUUUCGUGUGUAGAAGCGAGAAAUUGAAGAUGGGUUCUGAGCAGAACGAGGGCACAAGCUUUCCUCCUUCUGAGCCAAUUCUCUGCGCUAAUGGUUGCGGGUUUUUUGGGACGGCCGCGAACAUGAACCUUUGCUCCAAGUGCUACCGUGACCUUCGCGUCAAGGAAGAACAGGCUGCCUCGGCCAAAGCAGCGAUGGAGAAGACACUCAGUAUCAAACCGAAACAACCGGCUAUUAUUGCUGAUACCCAUGAUGUGGUGGUGGUGGAUGUUCCACCGGCGGCUCCUAAUCCUUCUGAGCUUGUGGCGUCCUCUGAAUCAUCAUCUUCAUCGUCGGAGCAUCCGGUUUCUGGUAGUGAUCAGGCUCAGCUCAAAGCAACGAAUAGGUGCUUUUGCUGCAAUAAGAAGGUUGGCUUGACUGGAUUUAAGUGCAAGUGCGGGGGAACAUUCUGUGGGUCUCAUCGGUACUCGGAAAAUCAUGACUGCUCAUUUGAUUUCAAGGGGGCUGGCCGUAAUGCAAUUGCUAAGGCGAACCCCGUUGUUAAGGCUGAUAAGGUGGAGAGGAUCUGAUCCUCACGGGAUUGGUAAUUUGGAAUUCUUCAUGGGGUCUGGUUUCUUUUAGGUCUUUUUCCUUCUCCAAUUAUAGAUUAUUAGCGUUAGUGGGUCGAGGUUGGUCUUAAUGCUGGUUUGGUUAGUAAUUGUGGAUGGUUGUGGUUUGGAGGAGCGUUGGCUGGAUUGGAUGAUUGCAUUGGGGAGACUUGGGAAGGUUGAUUCCAUAAUAAAAUGGAUCACUUGGAUUGUUUGCAUUUAAAUUGCUUUUUAUCUUUCCUAUUUUGUGAUGAUAAGAAUCUUCACCACUUCUCUGUGUAUCCAUUUCUCUGUCUAUUGAUAUGCUUGCUUUCUCUUUAUAUAAAUAUAUAUUACUAAUA
Molecule: messenger RNA, 1697 nt
Organism: Manihot esculenta (cassava)
Lineage: Eukaryota; Viridiplantae; Streptophyta; Magnoliopsida; Malpighiales; Euphorbiaceae
Product: zinc finger A20 and AN1 domain-containing stress-associated protein 1
Exons: 2
Coding region: 799-1338 (179 amino acids)
Biological process (GO): proteasome-mediated ubiquitin-dependent protein catabolic process
Molecular function (GO): zinc ion binding; DNA binding
Source: RefSeq, a predicted model, not a curated record